Messenger RNA from Lethenteron reissneri (Far Eastern brook lamprey), 10788 nucleotides. Its product is annotated as tripartite motif-containing protein 75-like. Lineage: Eukaryota; Metazoa; Chordata; Hyperoartia; Petromyzontiformes; Petromyzontidae. The record is from RefSeq and is a predicted model, not a curated record. Gene Ontology annotation, molecular function: protein binding; zinc ion binding.
CACAUUUCUGCAACCUGUGAGCCGUGGGCGUUUGACGUCUACGGUACCGCCGAGUACGGAGUCUGUCAAGCACUCGCCUUGCUGCGAUUCGUGCAUCAGAGCCUGGGAUUCUGAGGCUGCAAGCUGCUCCUGACGUGUCAAGGCGUGCACCUAACCACUGCAUCUAAAUUUAGAUUUCCUAAUUCCACGCAUCUAUUAAAAGAGCCCCACCGCAGUGGCGUCGUGCAUUCGCCAGAGACCAUGGCUUCGUCAAGACAAGAGGACGAUUUCUCCUGCCCCAUCUGUCUCCAACUGUUUGACAUCCCCGUGAGUCUUGCCUGCGGCCACAACUUUUGUAAGAUAUGUGUGGAGAGAGCCUGGGAUGUAGAGGCGGUGCACGUCCGCUUCACCUGCCCUCAGUGUCGCAGGCGCUACGCCCUGAAGCCAGAGCUCGGCAAGAACGUGUUCAUAGCCGACUUGGUGGAGAAGUUUAAGGCCGCGCUGAGAAGCAAAUGUAGAGAUCACACGGAGCCCAUGAGGUAUUACUGCCAGACACACGCGUGUCUGGUCUGCCCGACCUGCAUGCUGGUGGGAGGUCACAAAGGCUGCGAUGCCAUCACCGUGGAGGAGAAGCAAAACAAGGUGAAGGAGGCAAUUGCAGGAGAGAAUAGAAGAAUGGAAAAGGAGAAGACUACGGAAGAAAAGUCUGUCACUUCUCUGAAGAAUUCAUUCAAAUCUUUUCAGGACUUGACUGAAAAUGUCAGGGAUCGGAUCAAGGAGAGCUUCGCCCUUGAGAGGCGACUGCUGGAUGAGGAGGAGCAGGAGGCCCUGUGGGGAGUGCAGGAGAAGAGCCGCCAGGAGCUGUCGCGGAUCCAGAAAAAAAUUGAGGCGCACGUGAAGAAUAUAGAGACCCUCACCGAAGACAUUGGCAACCUGAAGAAAGUGAUGGCACUGCAGGAUUCCAUCGCCUUCUUAGAGGAUGAUCAGGUGACAUCGAGGCUCAUUAAGAUUCACAUUGAGGAACGUAAUGCGAGCUCGAGGCCCCCGGAGAGGAGACCUAUGUUGACUUGGUGGAAGAAUUUGUUUAAAAAACGCGUCGAUGACCCAAUCCCCUCUCUUCAGGCGAACGCAGGCAAAUAUCUGCUUCUCCGGCUCUCAAAGUCUUAUGGUUGUUCUCCAACUCUGAACGCAGCCUCGUCUCAUCCACACCUCCAAAUUUCCGAAGAUCGCAGAACAGUGAAACAAAUCCGUUCUUCCCAAACUUCCCCAAACGAGUCACGGUCACAAGUCCUGGGCUAUGAGAGCUUCUCAUCGGGGCGACGCUACUGGGAGGUGGAUGUGAGCAAUUGUAGAAAGUGUUGUGUGGGGGUCGCAUUUAAAACAAUGCCACAUAACGGAGUUGGUAAGGAAUGUUGGUUGGGACAGAACUCCAUGUCCUGGUGUUUAGAAAAAGAUGGCAGCACAAUCAAAGUUCUGCACGGGGGAGUGGAAUUCUUUAAAAGAGAAAAGAGUUGGGGUUUUAACAAAGUCGCCAUUUUUCUGGAUUGGGAGGCGAGGCUCCUGUCAUUUUACCGCCAUGGCACCACGGAGCUCUUGCACUCAUUUCACCACCACUUUACCCAACCUCUUGUGCCAGCUGUUGGGUUGUGGUGCUCGGAGUCUGAUAAUAAUUAUCUGUCAAUCGUUGAGCUCAAGUGAUAGCUCAUCUCAUACUCUGCUCCGUGCCAUCGCGAUCGUCACACACAACAGGAAUCUCAUUCCCGCAUACAUCAUACGACGAUGGCACGGGAUCACGCGGAGUCAUACGCGCACAUCAUCACACACACAGAACAUCAUUCACAUCUCUUUAGAUCAGGGGUCAGCAACCUGUGACUCCAGAGCCGAAUGCUUCGUGACGUUAUUCAUUAAGGGCCACCAUCUCGUAAUCACCACGCAGAUUGCGAGCUCUUGAAAUACCGAAUUAAAACAAAAAUGGCACUUCUCGUUAUUUUGGUUGCCAGCCUCCCUGCUCUCGAUGAACAUUCUUAAGAGAAAAAAUGAAGAUAAUAGGGGGUUCCCCUUUCUGGCAAUAAAACAGGUGUUAAGACGUUAAAACACCAAACUGAAACCUUUGCAAGGAAUCAUGUCGGCAUUAACCACAUAUACUUGUGGUGAACAUGCAAACAAAAAAACAUGCUCUGAUAGUAUCAUGCAUUGUCUUUGAAACGGAUUGGUCCACACCAGAGACAGCUUUCUUUAGAGCCUAGUCUCAAACUGUGUUUGACCAGAGGACGCCAAAGGUGUUUUCCCAUUGACUCCGACAGUGAAAGCUGGGUUACGUUUCAGCCCCAAAAGUUUAUACUUUUUAACAACUUUUUUUGAAAGUGAGAAAUUAAAUGGUUUAUUUAAAAAUAAGGUGAUGAAACGUGAAACGUAACGCCUCACACAAAGAACCACAGUGCUUGCAGGUGCCUGCCCUCAGAGUCUGCAAUUAGCGCCACCACCAACCCCUAAAUAACGAGGGUGACCACACACACACAACGUUAAACAAUAUGCCCUGCAAUUCAAUGUAUGUUUCACGAGUAACAUUGCAAACAGAAAUAUGAAUUGGACAAUGUUACUGACAUUACCACUGACAUUUAAGGUGAACAUAAUAAUGUAGGGCUCGGGACACCAACGUCGGAUUUGAGGACCUUUAUUAGAGCACACCGACUCACAAGCCUCCAGCCGCCAUUCCUCCCAGCAAGUCUCUCUUCCCCUUCUCGACGCUCUCCUUUUAUACCUCUCCCUCUCGUGCCCCCUCUACCUCCACCAAUCCCAUCUCUCUGCCACACAACCAACUCCGCACUGUCUCCUCCCCCUAUUCCACUUUCCCGCUAUUUUUUCUUUUGAACCAAGCUGACCAAUCUCUCUGGGGCCUCCCCAGGUUGGGUUGGGCCCGCCCCACCCCUGCCCCCAUCCUCUAAUGUUGAUAGACUCAUCCCUCUCUCCCUGAUCCUGAUGUGUAAUCAUGUCCAAGGAUAAUAUCCUUAGAAUGAAAAUUACAAAAAAACGUUGAUAAUAUCAGUAAAAAAUAUUUAUAGGAAUUUAGGCAGACACCGCUUAGCGCUCAAGAAACGUUGUUCCUAGAGAAGUGAGCAACGCUAAUCGAAUUGGCGCUUCAAGGGGUCAUGAUAUCAUUGUAGAUAUGGGGAUGCGUUCCCUACAGAGUAAUGUUUUCGUUUUAGCAACAUAAGAGGGCUUCGUUGGUAUAUUGGUAAUCGCGCUAAUAAUACUAUAUGGUAAACAUGAUUUCUUAAAAAAAAUAACGUAUGAUAACAUGAGUAAAUAUUAUGUAUUGUGCUCACGAGUGCAUUCUACUGUACCCGUAGAAGGCCGUGGAGGGAGACGAGUUUGGAGGAGCUCCAGGACCUCCGUGGUCUUAGGGAUGCCCUCAGUCUAAAUGUCUGUGGUGAGCUUCCUUUGAGAUGGGGAGCCUGGGACUCUAUCCUGGUCUCGUGAAUUCUCUCCCGGCUAAAAGCACUGUAAUGUUAAAGGGAUAAGAAAUGGGGAAAACUAUAUACUUUGUAAAAAAUUGAUCGUGACCCCGAAUCGUGACAAUUGAAUCGCUGCGAGUGGGGUCUGGUUGGCUCCGAGCCAUGCGUCGCUCUCAUUGGCUCUCAGCUGACCAAUGGGACGGCCAGUUGGUAACAAUUUGAACCUCACGGUUGCCCAGGUUGUACUGUACGCAUCGGCGUUAUCAAUGUAAUGAAUUACGAGUAGUUACUAAUACAUUAACGAUGAAUUAAAGUGUAUUAUUAAUUAAAGUUAAUUAAUACUUAUUAAUUCCUAAGGUGGACCGUUAGGUGGAGCGGGGUACACGCCACACAUAAUCACACGACGAUCUAACCCCAAAAGUCAAUUAUGAAUCAAGAUAAGAAUGAUAUCUAUAAUCCAUACAUAGUCUAGAGGUGGGGUUCGUAUGUAUGAUGUAGUUAAUAAGUGCUUAGAAGCUCCGACGAGGUGUAUUGAACAAGAGGAAGGUAAAACCGUUUUUGUUAACAGUUUCCGUUGGGUGUUCACAACUCUUGGCGAGGAACAGCUCCAGCGUAGCUGCACACACUUCGUCUUCGUCCCAGGCAAGCGCGCUUCCUGUCGGCGACGCUCCUCAUUCAUAGCUGCUACCCCGCCAUUAAUUAGCCACCACGUGCCUGUCUCUAGUUGCAGUGCCUUCCCAUCAAUCAUCCUGUAACCACGUGUCUUAUAUCUCGUUAACCACGUGUCUUGUGUCUCGUUAACCACUUGUCUUGUCUCGUUAACCACGUGUCUUGUCUCGCUAACCACGUGUCUUGUCUCGUUAACCACGUGUCUUAUGUCUCGUUAACCACGUGUCUUGUCUCUCGUUAACCACGUGCCCUUUUCUGCUACAGUGCCCUAUCAUUCAUCAUCUCUCCACCACCUGUUCUAUUUCUAAUUCCUCUCAGCAUCUGUGUUUUUUCUAUUUUAUAAAUCUUUGGUUGCUCCAUAUAACGUUUAUUCUCUAUUUAGUUCCCUACAUAAGUAACGAUGUAAAGUCGAGUGAUCUUAUUGAUAUAACCUGUUAAUAAACGCGUGUAGGGUUAGGCCACUAGCGAACUGACCCUAUUAUAAAUCAAGAUAAUAAUGAUAAAUAAAAUCCAUACAUAGUCCAAGGUUGGAUGGGUAAAUAUGUCCUAUAGUUUAUAAGUGACGAUUUAUAGUCGAGUGAUGUUAUUGAUAUAAUCUGAUGUUACGAAAAACGUGUGCAAGAAUCGGGCAGUCGCGGUCUGACUCCAAAAUUGUAUUAUGAAUCAAGAUAAUGAUAACUACAGGGUGUUUAAAAAGAUAGACCCCAUUUCAAAGCAGUAUAUUUCACGAUGGCAACAUGUUACAAUUACACUAAAAGUUACAAACGGUUUAAUGAGUUAUCAAGUUUUACUAACCAUUUUAAAAAUGCUCUAUGUGCCCUCCACCUGCUGUACGGACAACAUCGGGACGAGAGUUGAAUUCAUCCCAAAUGCCUCUCAAAGCGUCUUCUUCCACUGAAGUCACCGCUGCCUUGAUUCUGUUUUUGAGGUCAUCCAGAUUCGUCGCUAAUGGUGGCACACACGGUAUUCGACGUUUCCCCACAAUUAAAAGUCGCAGGGUGUGAUGUCUGGGGAUCUUGGGGGCCAAGAGUGUAGCGCCAAUUCUUGGGGUCCCAACGUUGAGGCAGUGAGUCUUGCGAAUGACCGAGGCUCGGGGCUGUUUGUGCGCUGGGAGAGGCAUCGAGCAGUAGUCAUUUGAAACUCUUAUGUCCCGCCCGUUCAAGUGGUAAGGGUUUCAUUCAUGGGCGGUUCGUGGUUGGAGAGAUAUAGCGAUUUCAAAUCGGGUCCAUCUUUUUAAACACCCUGUAUAAUCCACACAUAGCUUACGGUUGUGUGCAUAUAUACUGUGGUUUAUAAGUAAUGAUUUCAAGUCGAGUGAUGUGAUUGAUAUAAUAUGAACAUGUGCAGGGAUAGGGCACUCGUGGUCUGACUCCAAAAUAAAAUGAUGCAUCAAGAUAAUGAUAACUAUAAUUCACACAUAGACUAAGGUUGGGUGCGUAUAUACUGUAAUUUAUAAGUAACGAUUUGAAGUCGUCAUGUUAUUGAUAUAAUCUGAUGCUACUAAACGCGUGUCGGGAUAGGCCCGGCUGUGGUCAAUGCGUGGAUCUCAGGACAAAUCAGAACGCCUUUCUGACAUCGGCGAUUCUCGUCACAUCCGAUGGAAGAUGUUAACUACGUCGCCUGGUAUACAGGAGCGCGUGGGUUCGAUCCCAACCCUGACGCCUGCUGUGUAUUUGGAGUUUGCGUGUCUCUCUCCCCGUCGUCGCGUGAAUUUUUCUCCGAGUCCUCUGGGUUUUUCCUCCACAUUUAGAAUCGACAUCACGUGUUUAGAGUAUUUGGCUGGUUUAAAUCUCCACGUGAUAAGCCACUUCGUUGAGCUAUCAUUUGUGGCCAGGUCGCUUCUGAAAAAGAGCUACAUAGCUCAGUGUGAUUUACCUGGUAAUAAAAAUAGUGUAAAGUUUUAAAAGUAGUUUAAAUAGUUGACAUAAAAAUCCCAUACUUAAGAUUUGUUCAUUGAAACCAUAGUAGCUUCUACCACUAGAUGGCGAUAUUGAUUGGUGUGUCUUGAGCAGCGUUCUUCAUUGCAAGGCCCCCGUGGUCUACUCGCGGCCCCUGGUCGCCUCGAGUGUAGCCCUUAACAAGACACAGAGUGAGAACACCGCACCAUCGUGCUGCUGUCAAACCCAACACAAUGGUUUCAAAUGGUGUGACGGCCCUCACACUACCGACGAUGUCUUAUCGGGGAAAGUGGCAAUGCUGGUCUAGAGGAUAUUGCAGGGUUAGAUCCACCCGAGUUAAUUGUCGAUGAGAGCGGAUCGCUGAUUCCUCCGUUGAGAUCCACCGCAGAAUUGAUUCUCCCAGUUGCUGGGAAUGUUGACCACUGCAGGCUUAUGCCACGGAUAUGUAUCAAUGUGUCCAUGGGUAUGUAUCAAUGUGUCCAUGGGUAUGUAUCAGUGUGACCAUGGGUAUGUAUCAAUGUGACCAUGGGUAUGUAUCAAUGUGACCAUGGGUGUUUAUCAAUGUGUCCAUGGGUAUGUAUCAAUGUGUCCAUGGGUAUGUAUCAAUGUGUCCAUGGGUCUGUAUCAAUGUGUCCAUGGGUAUGUAUCAAUGUGAUCAUGGGUACGUAUCAAUGCAACCAUGGGUAUGUAUCAAUGUGUCCGUGGGUUUGUAUCCGUGUGGCCAUGGGCGUUUAUCAAUGUGGCCAUGGGUAUGUAUCAGUGUGACCAUGGGUAUGUAUCAGUGUGACCAUGGGUAUGUAUCAGUGUGACCAUGGGUAUGUAUCAAUGCACUGUAAAAAAUGUGACACAUUGUUACUUAAAAAAAUUAUGGCAACAAAGUGACACGUGAUAUAAUUGAGUAGAUUUUAAGCACUACAACUUUGAAUAAAAAGUGUUGAAUAAAUUAACAAAAAAAUAAUAAUAAAAAAUAAGUAAAUGGUAAUAAAGCAACAGUUAAAAUGUGUUGGAUUUAGUGAUAGGAUUCCAAAUGAUGAGUUAUAUAGCCUAAAAAAAAUUGUGUAAAUCCAAAUAGAUUUUACAAGGAAAAGUGAUUUAUAUUUACUUAAUAUCUGAGCAAUGGUAAUUUAGAUUUACUAAAUAUCUGGUGGAAUCUGAUUAAUAUUUAUUAAUGAUCUGGGUGAAACUGAUUUACAUUUACUAAUUGUCUGGGUGAAAUUGAUAUAAGCUUACUAAAUAUCUGGAUCAAAAUGAUUUGGAUUUACUAAAUACAAUACUUAUAUUGAAUGUCUGUUGCCAUAACUUUUCUAUUUCUAAUCCACCCAAUAUCAUGCCUUCGUGGUGCCACAAUUCACUUACGUUAAGUCAACCGAAUCACCAUGAAAAAGAUAAGAACCAUGAAAAGGAACAGCAGGUUAACAUUUAUUCGUGCAAUUUAGUCUCAACAUGUUUAUCCAACAUAUUACAAGUACAAAACAAAGACAGAAAUCAUGUAUGUGUACGAUAGGGAUACAAUACUGGAGGUAUUUAUAAUUUGUGGGCAUUACAGGCACAGAUUACUUUUUUGGAUGUGAUUCAAGGUUUAGUCUUGUUAGCACAUUUAAAUUACGACAAUGUUUUAAAAAAAAUCUGUAAAAAUACUUUCAUAUUAUUUCUUUUGUAUAUGCGCAAAUAGAAAUCCUAAGGGCCAAUAUGUUUUUCAAACAGCUAAAAGAGAUUAAAACAUCACGUGAAUUGACAUGCAUUCCCUGUACUUAUACUAGUAGCCAUAAUCCACAAUCCAGGUAGACCUAUCUUUUUUAACAUGCAUAAUUACAAGCAUGGAUUCCUAACAAGUAAACUAGCACAGCCUACAGAUGUUCUAUGCAUCUUACAUCUAUUCCUUUCGAACAAACACUUGCAAUGGCCUAGGUCAGCGUCACAUCAGAAGAAAGCACAAUGUUAGAACACCCAAAAAACAUUAAACAAAAAUAAAGAUAGCUUUCAGUAACAAAUCAGUGCAUUCUCUGAUAGCCUAUCAGAUGUAUAGGCCUAUAACGCAGAACUUUGACAGUCAGACUCAGUUAUUAACUCGUUAAGCUCAGUCAAACUGAAGUACUUCUUCUUGGUGAAAAUCUGAAAACACAAUGCUAGUUCCCUUGCCUUCCAAAAGGUCAUGUAGUACAUCUGGUGGGUACCCAGACUCAAAAUGAAAGUGAUUUAAUUUAUCAGUCAAUGGACACGACCGCUUUACGCCAAAGCAAUGAGUAACAUUUUGAUUUUCUCUCAGUUUGCACAUGCAAACUAUGUUCCUUCUUUGUCCGAGGUGGAAACACUCCGGUCCGCACUUUGUGUGUCUGGUACUCUGAAGAAUGUCCAAGACAAAAUCUACAGAUCUACGGCCCCGUGAAACUUUCAACUAGUCCACUGAUAGAAUGUGCACCGAGAUUGUCAGCUACAACACAAUGUACUGUCCCUUUAAUGUUUUUUCCAACACUGGAAAUGAAAAUCCCUUCCUGUUCUAGAAUGACAAGAUCAUUCAAGAGUGGUUCCAAAACUGCUCUGUAUUCAAACUGUUUGAUAUCAACAGCUUUGCAAAGUAAAGCUAGGUGUAUUGACGUUAAUGCAGAUUGCAACUUUGUUGGAACAUUUGCCAAAACCCAAUAAACAGCUGUUAUUUUGUGUUUUUUUCUCAAAGUUCCUAGUGGGUUACAAACCUCAAAGUCGUCAACGUAAAAUGAUUAUAGACAGUCUUGUUUCUUCCCCAUCAUAAAAUACAUUUUGCUUGAAGGAUUUUCCAUCAAAAAUUGACUUAAUAUAUCCAGUACUAUUUGAUUUUCUGGAUAAAAUUAUUUCUGCAAUGUCUUUAUUCUUCAAGACUUCCUGCAAAGUCUAGAGAAUAGGCACAUAUUGAAAGGUCUUGUUCUUUUGAGUAUCAAUAAUAUAUUCAAUGCUAUCAACACACUGGAAAUGCACCUUAAAAUACUUUCUUCUCUUAAAAGCCGAACCAAGUGGACCACCUGCUCCAAGUGCUGUACUAAUGGGAUGGAAGUUGCACAACUGCUCUGACAAUUCAGUUACGAUGGCCUGGUCAACAAUGCAUUUAUUCACCUUCAAUGUUGAAUCUAGUAUGUUUCUAACAACUGCAACUGAUACUGAAGAUGAAAUGAACUGAAGGUCUUCAACCAAGGCAUCAAUGCACUUCACUGAUGCAUUAUAGAUGGUUUCUAGCUUCAGCAGAAGUAAGCCAAUUCUUUGAAGAACUGAGUAUGAUGCACUUUCCUGAUCACAAUCUAAACUAGUGCCCUCACCAUCACUGGCCUCUGGUAAAUCUGAAUGGUCAACAGUCUGAUCAUGACGACUCUCAUACACGUCUUUCUUAAAAUCACUCAAAGAAUAGGAUUUGUGUCUUCUGCUUUUGUGUUUUAGAAAUGUAUUGUAUAUAUUUGUCUGAAAGUUGCAUCCUUCAAAUACACAAAAGACAGUUUCGUUGCUCUUCAGAUGAUUUCCAAUAUGCUGAAAGUAGUCCUUCUCUAUAGAACAACAAGCAUUGCAAACUAAACACUUAAAAGCAGAGAUGUUUCCUGACCGUAGACUUUCUUCAUCUGAAUGGUAUCUGGACAAAUGUGUGCGAAGGGCACUCUGCAUUUUAAAUGUGCAAGGGCAACUGUCAUAUAGGCAUGGCUGAGAUUGCCCACGACCAAAUGUUGCGUGUUGUAGUCUGUAAUGCUUUAGUAGAUUUCCCUUUGUGGCAGACAAAGACUUGCAGAUCUUACACUUCCAUUCCAUAAGCAAAAACCUGAGGCAGAAAAAGGUCCAUGUAUCAGAUGCAAGGCCACCAGGUCUCUAAUCACAUGAGGACAAUAGGAGCACAUUUACAAGAUAAUUUCUUAUUAUUUUUAAUAUUCAAAUUUUCAUGCUCACAUUUAGCACAUCAACUUCUUGUCACUCACAUCAUCUAGCUAGCAACUACAUAACAAGCUAGCCACAACGUAAGGGUGACGCUAACUGACUGGUGGCAAGCUAGCUAACGUUAGCAUACUGUACGUACAUCAACACCAAGAUAUAAUAUACUGGAGGUGUAACGGCAGGUACAGGACUUUUGGUUCGGUACACGCUGUGAUCCGAAUGAAUAUAGUCUAGUUUUAAUCACGCACGUUACUUUUUCGUGUGCGGAACAAAAAUUAUAGUCUCGUGCUUUUAGUCGAAUCAGACUGACUUCCAAAGGCCUAACGUAGUGCUAGUUAAUUCUGAUAUACGUUACAGCCAGUUAAAUUGGCAUGCUGGUAAUAUGCAGUAACAUAAAACCAUGUUCAACUGCUAUCACACCUUUGUUAAAAAAAUGUUCGCUAAAAUAAUAAAACAUGUCUUACCUUUGGGAGAACGGCGGUCCCUGAAACGUGUCUGUUGAAGAAGAUGGUUGACAUGCACGUGGCGCGAAAAAAUGCCUCGAGUUUGGGCGGGAGUGUAACAUUAUUAAAUUCAAAAACCUCCCGGUUAGUAAAAUUAAUCAAUUUUUGGCAUUUUUGACUUUCCUGAUAAAAUACAAUUAAAUUCUACUCAGUUAUUGAUGGCUGAUUUUAUUUGAACAAAACUGAGUAAAAUACAAUUAAUAACUAAUAGAAAGGUGUUGAAUUCAGCUCAAUGUGAUUCUAAACUACACAUAGUCAUUAUUUUUAUGUAUAGGCUACUCCUAUAUAUUUACUAAACAUUAAUUAACCCCAGUCUCGGUUUUUACAGUGUGUGACCAUGGGUAUGUAUCAGCGUGGCCAUGAGUAUGUAUCAAUGUGGCCAUGGGGGGGGGGGUGUUU